AUGAAGGGACGUCUUUCAAGAAGGGGGCACCACCCUCCACCGCCACGAGAGAAUAGCAGAAAGCGAGAAGACGAUGUGGGAAAACGGUCGGGUCUUAUGGCUUACCUCACACCUUGGACUAGCAUCGUCCGCACAGACAACGCGGUACACCUUAGUCUAGCGACGACGGCGAAUCUCGGUGGGUGGAAGGGGAACCGAAGGGGAGGGAGGUGUGGUAGCGAAGAUGGAACGGUCAAAUUCUGGUUUGGGUCGGCCCAGUCCAGUCUCGUCUGGUCUGGUCUUACUUUGCCUUCCCGAGUCUCUCGUUUUCCCGACAGCCCGCCAGGAGUACCGGUAAUAGAGAGAGAGAACCCCUACUCCAAGGCCAGGAAUAGGAAGAGGAAAGGAACCGGACCUAACACCGAGCUAAUGGUUCGGGGCCCAUACGUGCGUAUGGGCGAACCAGUCCGUCGGAGGGAUCCUCUCGACCCUCCCAUGCUAGUGAACCCAAUUUCCCAUGCGACAACGAGGUCUUUCCUUGUUCUCGUCAUCAGACCCUCGAGACCUAAGCGGGGUAGGCAAUAUCUCCAGCGGGGCGGUCCCCGCGAGAGGGAUCGGCUCUUGCGUGGUGUGUGGUUUUUGGAUUCCAUUCCCCUCAACCCUCUGGGUCCGGUACUUGAGAGUUGGGACGUGUGGAGUUACCAGUGUUUAUGGAAACUCACUGGGAUUCGCGUCAAGGUAUCUUCUGCUAAGACUCGCAAUCGACAAGAUGACUUGUCCCAUCCGGCCAACUUUGCGAAUCAGGGCACAAAGACAGCCGCCAUGCAGCGCCGCGGCGUAGCCCCAAAUGCUGCAAGACAAAGCGUAACGGCGCCCCCGGUGGUUCCGGCGAUUUCGUCCGGGCUAGUCUCGCGUGAGUCUGGCGCCUGCCUGGGUGCGCCUGGCAUCCUCUGGCCCAAGCUGCGUUGCCACACCCGCGUCGCCGACUCGAAACUCAAUCUGCUGUCAUGUCUGUCAUUUUGGAUUACGGUGUGUGAUGAUCAAACCGUUCUGACCGCCACUUCGAUUCCGAAACUUGAUCCUGUCAAUCGGACCCGGACGACUGGGUCAUUAAACAUCCUUCUCGGUCAGGGAGACCUCCACCUGUCCUCAAACUUCAUUGCCGUUAUCCACAGCUUCAAGAAGUUUCGCUGGAUUCUCCUCCACCGCUGGUUGAGCGCUCCCCUUUUCGUCGCCAAUGAUUCUUCUACGAUCGCCAUGAUCCUUGCCUGGGAGCAUAUGCGGCACAUCCGCAAUUCCCGUCCUGCUUGCGGAUACCAAGAUGUUAGGAUCCAGUUUGCGGAAGUCGUUUGCCAGGAUCCAUGGCAUGCUUUGGUCUUACACGUAUUUGUAGAUAGUAGCGAGGCACUAGGCGCCGACAUCCACCUACCAGCGACUCGCGUUGAUUACGGCACUGGGAAGACAACCCCUGCUGAUAACCAAAGAUACGACAUUCUACGACUCAUUGAUUGCAUAGAUCUCAACGGCACGUUGAGCAAAGCGAAGCCGCGAGCUAUGCGACAGAUUUUCGCAAGAGUUUCCAAUCUCCUUGUUGAAGACUAA
Colletotrichum lupini is the source of this 1581-nucleotide messenger RNA. RefSeq lists its product as uncharacterized. NCBI's taxonomy places the organism in Eukaryota, Fungi, Ascomycota, Sordariomycetes, Glomerellales, Glomerellaceae. Bases 1 to 1581 code for a protein of 526 amino acids. The transcript is spliced from 8 exons. The record is from RefSeq and is a predicted model, not a curated record.